AUGAACUGCAUCCUGUGUUUUAAUGAGGCUAGUGACAGUCAAUUAAUAAGUGUAACUGAAAGAAUCAAUGAUUCAAAGACAUUAGAUCAAGCAAUACGAGAAAGUAUUGAAUGUUCUUUUCUUAUCCUUAAAAACGAUCUAUCUGAUCAACAAGUCUGCUUAACUUGCUUAAAUUGCUUCAAAUCCUUUUAUGAACUUCUAUCUCGUGUCCGAAUUAAUUAUAAAAUUGUAAAAGUCAAGGAUGAAGAGAUUGAUACAUUCCCAAUUAACUUCUGUGAGAUUACAGAACCAGAAGAAAUUAAUAUUUUUGAUCCUGAAAUUGUUAAAUAUGAUACAGCCAUUGAAUUACGUGAUUGUGAGGUGAAAAUUGAGAGAUUUGAUAAAACUUCCAAAGUUGAGGAAGAAGACAGCCAUAAAGAAACCCAAAAGAAUAGAAAAGAAGACGAAAGUGACUUUGAAUGGGAAUUGGAUGAAUCGAUAAAGCAAAAUUGGGAAGUUGCGAAAAAUAAAAAUGAAGAAAAAACACUUAGAGAUGAGAUUAAGGUUUUGGAAGUAAAAUCAAAGAAGAGAAAAAUCGAAAGCAACAGUGAUGAAACUGACGAUUCUAAUUUAACAGCUGAAGAAAGAAAACAAAAGGCUCAAACUUAUGUGAGAUACAUUCGUCAAUGUGAUCUUACCCCAGAGAUUUUAGAAUCUAAGCAAAAAUUUGUUAUGAUUGACGGCAUUGAAUAUAAAGUUCCAAGAAGGCCUCUUAAAUCAUGGAAGGAACCGAAGGCUGAAAAGGAAGCACCAAAUGUUAAUAAACGUCCACACAGAUCUCAUGACCCUGAAGGAGAAGAAAAAAUUAGAAACUUCGUAGAAGUCAAAUGUCACAUCUGUAACGAGAAAUUUGAUGCAUUUUGGAGAAUUCGGAAGCACUUUAAGCGAUUCCAUCCCGACGAGAAAGGUUAUCUUAUGUGCUGUAAUCGAAAAUUCACAAGGAGAUAUGCUCUGCUUGAUCAUAUUGAGUGGCACGAUAGAUCAAAAGUUCAUUGCUGUGAGACGUGUGGCAAAGAAUAUAAAACGAAGAAAAUUCUCCAGCAACAUGUCAACAUCGUUCAUCUAAAAAUCGUACCUAAUUAUGAAUUUAUGUGCACACAAUGUGGUAAAAUUUUUAAAACAAGCAGUGCUUUGAAUACUCAUAUAAAUGUCAUGCAUAAAGAAGGUGACGGUAGAACAUUUGAAUGCUUCGUUUGUCAUCGAGAGUCAUUUAAGAACGAGUAUACACUCCAACGACACAUGAAAUAUCUUCAUGAUCCCGAUAGUCCAAAGUAUAAAACGACAAUUUGUCACAUUUGUUCAGCCAUUCUUAAAGUCGUGUCAAUGAAACAUCACAUGCGAGCAAAGCAUUCAAAUGAGAUCAAAGAAAAAGUGAAAUGUGAAAUUUGUGAGCACUGGAUUGUAAAGACAUCUAUGAAGCAGCACAUGGAAAAACAUAAAAAUAAUACUGGAGCGGAAUGUGAUGUUUGUGGCAAGUUCUUUAAAUCCAAAUUGAGCGUAUACAAGCACAAAACUAUCGUGCAUUCGACUAAUUACAAGUUCCAAUGUAGUUACUGUGAUAAAAAGUUCCAUCGAGAAGUGAAAAUGAAAGAACAUAUUGCUGUGCGACAUACACGAGACUUUCCGUUUAAAUGUCGUGUGGAUGGUUGUGGACGUGAGUUUCGUGCUGAGGCUAAUUGGAAAAUUCAUGAGAAAAAGGCUCAUCCUGAAGAAUAUGACAAGUAUUUUAAGCCACAUUAUUUGAGAAGUCCGACACAUCCAUUUCCUGACGAUUCUUCUAGUAAUAAUGUGGAUCAAAAUGGAUGUACGCAAAGUUUACAUGCUUUGAAUUUAUAA
This is a messenger RNA of Chironomus riparius, 1875 nucleotides long. The record is from the annotation of a GenBank genome assembly. Lineage: Eukaryota; Metazoa; Arthropoda; Insecta; Diptera; Chironomidae.